This is a messenger RNA of Hyaloscypha bicolor E, 3610 nucleotides long. Its product is annotated as ARM repeat-containing protein. The transcript has 4 exons. The coding region runs from base 100 to 3393 and encodes 1097 amino acids. Gene Ontology annotation, biological process: protein import into nucleus. Gene Ontology annotation, molecular function: nuclear import signal receptor activity; small GTPase binding. The record is from RefSeq and is a predicted model, not a curated record. Gene Ontology annotation, cellular component: nucleus; cytoplasm. Lineage: Eukaryota; Fungi; Ascomycota; Leotiomycetes; Helotiales; Hyaloscyphaceae.
CUCCACGUCGCGUUCGAUGUCUUGAACUCGAAACAUCAUCGUGCUAUCCCUUAUACUCGCCCUUGUUGGUACGAACGUGGAGUCGUACAGCAGGUCAACAUGGACCAACAGAAAUUCCUCGAGCUCUUGCAGAGUAUUCAAAUUCCGGACACCAACCGAGUGAAGGCUGCAACGACAGAGCUGCGAAAGACCUACUACCCUCACCCUCAGUCCCUCUUGUGGUUGUUGCACAUCCUCACAUCUCAUGAUGUCCCCGAACUCCGCCAACAGGCUGCCGUCGAAGCUCAACGUUUGAUCCCCAAACAUUGGUCUUCCUUGCCGGCAGACCAAAAGCCAGCGAUUCGUGAGAAGCUUUUGGAGUCAACCCUCAGCGAAGAGAAACCCCUGGUUAGGCACUCUGCUGCCCGUGUGAUUGCUUCUAUUGCAGGAAAUGAUCUCGAGGAUGGUGAAUGGGAGUCGCUCCCGGGCCUCCUUCAUCAGGCUGCCACGUCCAAGCAAGUCGCACACCGUGAAAUCGGCAUCUUUAUUCUGUUUUCCUUGCUAGAGACAGCAGGUGAUGCAUUCGAAGACAAACUACCUGGUUUAUUCUCGCUAUUCAGCAACACUAUCAAAGAUCCAGAAAGUGCUGAAGUUCGCAUCAAUACCAUGCUGUGCCUGAGCAGAGUUGCCAUGUUAAUCCAGCCGGAUGAAGAUCCAGAGAACUUGGCCCGGUUCGUGGAGAUCUUCCCUGGCAUGGUCGGUGUCUUGAAGUCUUCGGUGGAUGAGCAAAAUGAGGAACGUGUUAUGCAAGCAUUCGAGGUUUUCCAGACACUUCUUGGCUGCGAAUCUGCUCUUCUGAACAAGCAUUUCAAAGACCUUCUGACAUUCAUGAUCAACCUCGCCGCGGACACCGAUAUUCCGGACGAAUCUAGGUCACAGGCUCUCUCUUUCUUGAUGCAAUGCGCCAGAUACCGAAAGAUGAAGAUCCAGGCUAUCCGAGACAUGGGAGAGACUCUGACUUUGAAGAGCAUGCAGAUCGCAACAGAAAUUGACGACGAGGAAGAUGAUGACGAUGUCACUCCACACAAAUCGGCCCUUGGCCUUUUGGACCUGCUUGCUACGAGUCUGCCUCCGCGUCAAGUCGUUGUCCCGCUCUUGGCGGCUUUGCCACAAUAUGUCAACAGUGAGCAGCCCAAAUACCGUCAAGCUGGCAUUCUGGCACUUGGCAUGUGUGUAGAAGGCGCUCCAGACUUCAUUGCGACUCAGCUCGACACUUUGAUGCCGAUAGUCCUGAAGCUUCUUAAUGACCCCGAGAUUGGUGUCCGAAAUGCUGCUCUCAAUGGGGUUGCAAGACUAGCCGAUGAUCUUGCAGAAGAGUUGUGCAAGCAUCACGCUGAACUCAUCCCAGCACUGCUUAAGAACCUCGAUUCUGCCAGCGUCCAAGCAGCAAAUGCAGCCGAUCAGGAAAAGAAUCUUGAUAUUUUGAAAGCAUCUUGCAGUGCCUUAGAUUCAGUAACUGAAGGUGUUGAUAAAGCAACAAUCGUCGGAUAUAUUCCUGAACUGGUCCCUCGUCUUGGUAGAUUACUCGGCCACACAGAUCUUAAUGUCAAAGCAAGUGCUGCUGGUGCAAUGGGAUCUAUCGCUGGUUCUGCUAUGGACGCCUUCUUGCCAUACUUCGAGACAACAAUGAAAGCUCUAUCAGAGUAUGUCACCCUCAAGGAGAGCACAGAAGAACUUGACCUUCGAGGUACCGUUUGCGAUUCUAUGGGCAGCAUGGCUACAGCUGUUGGUGCUAAGGCUUUCCAACCAUACGUUCAGCCCUUGAUGCAAGCCAGUGAGGAAGCACUGCACUUGGGACACCCUCGAUUACGGGAGACCAGUUACAUCCUUUGGAGCACACUUGCCAAAGUCUAUCAGGAAGAAUUCACACCCUUUCUUGACGGUGUGGUUAAGGGCCUUAUGGAGAGUUUGGAGCAAGAGGAAUCUGACAUUGAGGUUGAAUUGGGAGAAGAGGCAAAGGACAUUCUUGGCCAGGAGGUCAUUAUUGCAGGGAAGAAGGUGAAGGUUGCCUCUGCAACUGAUGCUCCGGAUGAUCUCGAUGAGAUGGGAGACGAUGAUGACGACGAUGAUUGGGAUGAUCUCACGGCUGUCACUGCAGUUGCCUUGGAGAAGGAAGUUGCAGUUGAAGUGCUUGGAGAUGUCCUAUCGAACACCCGUCAGCACUUUAUGCCGUAUUUUGAGAAGACUGUCGAGACCACGGUUGGCUUGGUUGAACACUCGUACGAAGGAGUACGAAAAGCAGCUAUAGGUACCUUGUGGCGAUCAUACGCCUGCCUUUUCGGCUUAAUGGAGGACCACACCGGAGAGAAAUGGACUCCAGGCUUGCCUCUCAAGUCUCAACCCUCUGAAGAGGUCCUCAAGCUCGGCGAGGUGGUUUCAAUUGCAACGCUCUCCGUCUGGGAUGACGAAGUUGAUCGUGCUGUUGUCACCGAUAUAAAUCGGAAUGUAUCCGCCACGCUGAAGCUUUGCGGGCCCGCCAUCCUCACUCAGGACAAAUUCGCAGAAAGCAUGACCACCACCAUGGGUGCGAUCAUCUCGAAGGCUCAUCCUUGCCAACAAGACAUGGGCGAUGACGAUGAUCACGAAGGCUUAGACGAUGAAGAAUCAUCCGAGUAUGAUUGGCUUGUCAUCGAUACCGCCCUUGAUGUGAUUAUUGGUGUCUCCAAGGCUCUCGGCUCUCAAUUCAGUGAAGUGUGGAAGAUCUACCAAAAGCCAGUCAUGAAGUAUGCCUCUUCGCAAACCAACUAUGAGCGGUCAACAGCCGUCGGUGUCAUCGCAGAAUGCACGAAAAACAUGGGAGCCGGGGUCGCUCCGUUCACCGAAGUGCUUCUCAAGCUUCUCCUGCACAGACUCUCGGACGAGGACCCAGAGACAAAGUCAAACGCCGCAUAUGCUAUCGGCCUCUUAAUCUUCCACUCGACCAAUUCGGCCGCAUAUCUCCCCAGCUUCAACACCAUCCUGUCUAAGCUCGAGCCUCUCCUUCAGACCCGCCGCGCCAGAACACUUGACAACGCUUGUGGAUGUGUUUCCCGUAUGAUCAUGGCUCACCAAGACAAGGUUCCUGUUGACGACAUUCUCCCAGUCAUGGUCGACUUGUUGCCAUUGACUGAAGACUAUGAAGAGAAUACCCCAAUCUUCGACUGUAUUGCUGGGUUGUACUCCCAACAAAACUCUUCAAUCAUCGAAUUAACACCGAAGCUCCUCCCAAUCUUCACUUCAGUACUCAGCGACCCCGUGGAGCAGCUCGACAUCCCCACACGUGCGAAGGUCAUCGCAACCGUGAAGUUCAUCGCUGAGAAGAACCCGAGCUUGAUCCAAGGGAAUGAGACGUUGAUGAAUUGUGUGCGCGGAUAGAUGGUUCAUGAUUGACUAGAUGAUUCAUGACUUGAUGAAUGAUAUGGGAAGAAUAGAUAGUUUGCUUGGGUAUCACGCCUAGCCUUGAUAUCCCGUUUUCUGUUGGAUUUCUUGUUUUUAGUUUAUUUCGAUGAGAGUAGCAUACCCCAAGACCGAUUGAGAGGCUCUUCUUACUUUAUGCAAUGAAUGAAAGAUUGUCGACUUUCGAAUUACUGCC